GCCGCCGCCGUCGUAGUCGUCGUCGUCGCCGCCGCUGCCCGCGCCGCCCUGCCCGCGCCGCGCCUCGGCCGCCGGGACGGGGUAGCCGUCGGGGACGCCUAGAGCACGGGCUCCCCCUCACCCCGAAUUCAGCAUGAUGGACUUGGAGCUGCCGCCGCCGGGGCUGCCGUCCCAGCAGGACAUGGAUUUGAUUGACAUACUUUGGAGGCAAGAUAUAGAUCUUGGAGUAAGUCGAGAAGUAUUUGACUUCAGUCUGCGACGAAAGGAGCAUGAGUUGGAAAAACAGAAAAAACUUGAAAAGGAAAGACAAGAACAGCUGCAAAAGGAGCAAGAGAAAGCCUUUUUUGCUCAGUUACAGUUAGAUGAGGAAACAGGAGAAUUCCUUCCAAUUGAGCCAGCCCAGCACAUCCCUUCAGAAACCAGUGGAUCUGCCAACUACUCCCAGGUUGACCACAUUCCCAAACCAGAUGCUCUCUAUUUCAAUGACUGCAUGCAGCUUUUGGCAGAGACAUUCCCGUUUGUAGACGACAAUGAGGUUUCUUCGACGACGUUUCAGUCACUUGUUCCUGAUAUUCCCAGCAAUAUAGAGAACCCCGUCUUCAUCGCACCUAACCCAGCUCCAGCAUCCGAAACCGAUGUCCUUCUGCCCACCGUUUCUGAUUUAAACAAUAUGCAGCAGGAUAUUGAGCAAGUGUGGGAGGAGCUAUUAUCCAUUCCCGAAUUACAGUGUCUUAAUAUUCAAAAUGACAACACCAGCACAGUUCCAAGUCCAGAAACCAAACUGGUGGAAAUGAACAACAAUUACCCCUUCUACUCCUCGGUUCCUUCACUGGAAAAGACAGCAGGUAACUGCAGUCCGCAUUUCCUCGGUGCUUUUGAGGAUUCUUUCAGUGGCAUCCUCUCCACAGAGGAGCCCAGCCAGCUGACUGCGAACUCAGUUGAUUCCGAGGCCCCUAGCAGCACCGAUUUCGGUGACGAGUUUUAUUCUGCCUUCGUCGCCGAUCCCAGCACCAGCAGCAGUGUGCCCUUCUCUGCGACACUCAGCCAGUCCCUCUCUGAACUUCUGAAUGAGCCCAUUGAUGUGUCCGAUCUCUCGCUCUGUAAGGCUUUUAACCAGAAUCACCCCGAAAGCACAGCAGAAUUCAAUGACUCUGACUCUGGCAUUUCGCUGAACACAAGUCCUAGCCUGGCCUCUCCGGAACACUCGGUGGGCUCCUCCGUCUAUGGAGAUACUUCACUGGCCUUCAGUGAUUCAGAAAUGGAAGAGCCGGACAGCACACCUGGAAGCGUCAGGCAGAAAGGUCCUAAAACACAACCAGUGCCGUCUGCUGUGGAUCCGGCCCCACCCCAGUCACCAUCUCAGGGGCACAGUGCCCCCAGGCACGAUGCCCAGUGUGAAAGCCCCCCCAAGAGAGAGCUGCCGGUAGGUCCUGGGUGCCGAAAAGCCCCAUUCACCAAGGACAAGCAUUCAAACCGCCUAGAGGCUCAUCUCACGCGAGAUGAGCUAAGGGCAAAAGCUCUCCAGAUCCCAUUCCCCGUAGAAAAAAUCAUUAACCUCCCCGUGGACGACUUCAAUGAAAUGAUGUCGAAGGAGCAAUUCAAUGAGGCUCAGCUUGCACUGAUUCGAGACAUACGAAGGAGAGGUAAGAAUAAAGUGGCGGCUCAGAAUUGCAGGAAAAGAAAACUAGAAAAUAUAGUAGAACUAGAGCAAGAUCUGGAUCAUUUAAAAGAUGAGAAAGAAAAGUUGCUCAAAGAAAAAGGAGAAAAUGAUAAAAGCCUCCAUCUACUGAAAAAACAACUCAGCACGUUGUAUCUCGAAGUCUUCAGCAUGCUCCGUGAUGAGGAGGGAAAGCCUUACUCCCCUAGUGAGUACUCCUUGCAGCAGACAAGAGAUGGGAAUGUGUUCCUUGUCCCCAAAAGUAAGAAGCCAGAUGUCAAGAAAAACUAGAUUCGAGACAAGCUGGCCUUUUUUUCUGAGCUAGUUGUUUGGGGUGGUUUUUUGGUUGGUUUUUAUUUUUGUACUGUUCUACUAAAAGCUCCUACUGUGAUGUGAAAUGCAGAAAUACACAUAAGCAAUCCUAUGCAAAAUUUAGUCAAAACUAGUAUAGAAAAUAAUAUAAAACUUUAAUUUUAAAAGCAUUAAAAGAAGUUAUCAGUAUGCUGAAUCAGUAGUUUUACUUUAACAGUAACUUUAAUUUCUUAGGAAACAAUUUGGGCUAGUUUCUGUAUAAGUGUAAAUACAGCAAAAAUUUCUUAUUUAUACUGUUCUUAUAUCAUUUGUUACAUUCAUAGAUUUAUAUGAUAUGACAUCUGGCUAAAAGCGAAUUGUAAAACUAACCACUAUGUACUUUUUUAUAAAUACUGUCUGUACAAAAAAAAAGGCAUUUUUUAUAUUAAAUUGUUUAUUUCUCGCAAAAAAAAUUUAGUUGAAAAGCUGGUACUAAUAAAGGAAUAUGACUGUUA
Molecule: messenger RNA, 2463 nt
Organism: Sorex fumeus (smoky shrew)
Lineage: Eukaryota; Metazoa; Chordata; Mammalia; Eulipotyphla; Soricidae
Gene: NFE2L2
Product: NFE2 like bZIP transcription factor 2
Exons: 5
Coding region: 134-1948 (604 amino acids)
Biological process (GO): cellular response to oxidative stress; regulation of transcription by RNA polymerase II
Cellular component (GO): nucleus
Molecular function (GO): DNA-binding transcription factor activity, RNA polymerase II-specific; RNA polymerase II cis-regulatory region sequence-specific DNA binding
Source: RefSeq, a predicted model, not a curated record